GGGCUUGGGAGGAAACAUCCAAAAGACUAAUUCAACAACCUCAUUUAAAGAAGGCCAACUCAACAGAAGUGAAGAUGGCGGACCAGUCGUUGCUAUCAGAGUCUGCUCUCGGGUGGUCUAUAUUCGCCCUUGUAUUUUUGGUGAUCCUGUCCUUCUGUUGGGUCUACAUCAGGAAGUACCAGAGCCGCCAAGAGAGUGAGGUCAUCUCAACCAUCACUGCAAUAUGCGCAUUGGCCAUUGCACUGAUAACCUCUGCACUUCUUCCAGUGGAUAUAUUCCUAGUGUCUUACAUGAAGCACCCCAACGGUACUUACAAGGAGUGGGCAGAAAACAAUGAGACACGAGGCCAAAUCGAAGACACUGUGCUGUAUGCUUAUUACUCGCCAGGACAAGGAGUCCUGUGGACUCUGCCUCCUGCAGCGCCAGGACAAGGAGCCCUGUGGACUCUGCCUCCUGCAGCGCCAGGACAAGGAGCCCUGUGGACUCUGCCUCCUGCAACGCCAGGACAAGGAGCCCUGUGGACUCUGCUUCCUGCAACGCCAGGACAAGGAGCCCUGUGGACUCUGCCUCCUGCAACGCCAGGACAAGGAGCCCUGUGGACUCUGCCUCCUGCAACGCCAGGACAAGGAGCCCUUUGGAUUCUGCCUCCUGCAACGCCAGGACAAGGAGCCCUGUGGACUCUGCCUCCUGCAACGCCAGGACAAGGAGCCCUGUGGACUCUGCCUCCUGCAACGCCAGGACAAGGAGCCCUGUGGACUCUGCCUCCUGCAACGACAAGGAGUCCUGUGGACUCUGCCUCCUGCAACGUCAGGACAAGGAGCCCUGUGGACUCUGCCUCCUGCAACGUCAGGACAAGGAGCCCUGCAGAGUUCCACAAGACCUGA
Molecule: messenger RNA, 884 nt
Organism: Oncorhynchus gorbuscha (pink salmon)
Lineage: Eukaryota; Metazoa; Chordata; Actinopteri; Salmoniformes; Salmonidae
Product: WW domain-binding protein 11-like
Exons: 6
Coding region: 75-884 (269 amino acids)
Biological process (GO): protein localization to vacuole
Cellular component (GO): vacuolar membrane
Source: RefSeq, a predicted model, not a curated record